AUGUCAAACCCAUCACAUAAUCCAAAACAUCAUCUUCGUGAAGAAGAUUCCAAUGGAACUCAAGAUGGACCAAAAUCAACUGUACCUAUCAAAAGAUCUAAAUUGGUUGGCUCAUCCAAUUUAGUAUCUCCAAAUUUUUUACCUAGAGAUUUAAUAGAAACUCCAUUGCAAACACGUGCUGCAUCUCCAUUGACUUUAAACCCACCAAUUGAUAGCGAUGGAUUAUCAUGGCCAUCUCAAGGAGCAAGACUUAGAAUAGAGCAAACGUCAGAAGAAGCUAAAGCCAGAGAAGAACGUAUUGCCUCGGCCGUAAAAGUAAUCUUGGAAGAAUUGGGCGAGGACACUUCACGUGAAGGAUUAUUAGAAACACCUGAACGAUAUGCUCGUGCCAUGUUAUAUUUCACAAAAGGAUAUGAAGAUAAUAUUAGGGAUGUUAUUAAAAGAGCAGUUUUUGAAGAAGAUCAUGAUGAAAUGGUUAUUGUUAGAGAUAUUGAGAUUUAUUCACUUUGUGAACAUCAUUUAGUUCCAUUUUUCGGGAAGGCUCACAUCGCAUAUAUCCCAAAUAAAAGAGUUUUAGGUUUAAGUAAAUUGGCAAGAUUGGCAGAAAUGUAUUCAAGAAGAUUUCAGGUUCAAGAAAGACUAACCAAACAAAUUGCCAUGGCAUUAAGUGAAAUCUUGAAACCAAGAGGUGUUGCAGUAGUCAUUGAAGCCACUCAUAUGUGUAUGGUCAGUAGAGGGGUUCAAAAAACUGGCUCUUCAACUACUACAAGUUGUAUGUUGGGUUGUUUCCGUGAUCAACAAAAAACCAGAGAAGAGU
Messenger RNA from Candida albicans SC5314, 817 nucleotides. Its product is annotated as GTP cyclohydrolase I. The transcript has a single exon. Gene Ontology annotation, biological process: tetrahydrobiopterin biosynthetic process; tetrahydrofolate biosynthetic process. Gene Ontology annotation, cellular component: cytoplasm. Gene Ontology annotation, molecular function: GTP cyclohydrolase I activity; zinc ion binding; GTP binding. Lineage: Eukaryota; Fungi; Ascomycota; Pichiomycetes; Serinales; Debaryomycetaceae. The annotation marks the transcript as partial. The record is from RefSeq and is a predicted model, not a curated record.